AUGGCUUCUAAACAUAUGCCCGAUGUUAUUCCAAUUCCAUUGCCGGAUGACGUAUUAGUUGAAAUCGUUUCAAAAUCAAGAGAUUGGGCUUUAAUGCAUGGAGCAGCAAUGAGAUCCAAAUCGAGUUUUUCAGAAGAUUCUGUUACUUUUGCACCUUUUGUAUUGUUACCUUCUUCAUUUCCAAAAAAGGAAUUUGAAGAAGCUGUCGAUAUUCAGGUCAUUCUAAAUGAACUUGUACAUAAAGUCGCCCACGAUAGACAUUUUUUAACAACAUGUCUUCGGGAUACAAUUCAGGUCGAUGAUUUUACAGCAAAGUUGUUUAAGAUAUAUGAAACUAUACAGAAUGAAGGCAUUUCACAGGAGCAUAUGUGGAGCAAAUGGGAGCUAGCGCAAGCGCUUAAGGUGAACAGUUUACCCUCUUGUUCAGGAGCGCUGAAGAGCUUUGGGUGUGAAAGAAAAACGUACUGCUUGCGCCGCAGCACGCCGCCCGAAUACGUUGCCCGCCGGGAGCCCGCUAGGAGGGGGUCGCAACUUCUCAGUCCUCCCGGCAAAACCAACAUAAAUACAACUUGCUAA
Messenger RNA from Brassicogethes aeneus, 576 nucleotides. The record is from the annotation of a GenBank genome assembly. NCBI's taxonomy places the organism in Eukaryota, Metazoa, Arthropoda, Insecta, Coleoptera, Nitidulidae.